This is a messenger RNA of Staurois parvus, 606 nucleotides long. NCBI's taxonomy places the organism in Eukaryota, Metazoa, Chordata, Amphibia, Anura, Ranidae. The record is from the annotation of a GenBank genome assembly.
AUGGCUGCCAAGGACUACGACCAUCUGUUCAAACUACUUCUGAUUGGGGACUCUGGUGUGGGGAAGAGCAGCCUGCUGCUGAGGUUCUCCGACAAUUCCUUCUCCGGCAGUUACAUCACUACGAUCGGGGUGGACUUCAAGAUCCGGACUCUGGUGCUGGACGGGGAGCGGGUGAAGCUGCAGAUCUGGGACACGGCGGGUCAGGAGAGGUUCCGGACUAUCACUUCAACGUAUUACAGAAACACUCAUGGAGUCAUUGUGGUCUAUGAUGUCGCCAACCCAGAAUCCUUCGUCAACGUCAAAAGAUGGCUGCAUGAAAUCACCCAGAACUGCGACUCCGUGUGCACCGUCCUCGUGGGUAAUAAAGACGAUGACCCGUCUCGGAAACGCGUGGAAACGGCGGACGCCAAGAGGUUCAGCGAGCAGAUGGGAGUGCGGCUAUAUGAAACCAGCGCCAAGGAGAACCGCAACGUAGAAGAGAUGUUCCUGUCCGUCACCCGGCUGGUCCUGAGGAUGAAGAAGGAGAGCCAAGCCAGGCUGCGGCCUAACGAGGUCGUCACCAUAACCAAGACCAAGAAGAAGCCUCAUGUGAAGAGAUGCUGCUGA